Messenger RNA from Oncorhynchus tshawytscha (Chinook salmon), 1103 nucleotides. RefSeq names its product 6-pyruvoyltetrahydropterin synthase (gene pts). Gene Ontology annotation, molecular function: 6-pyruvoyltetrahydropterin synthase activity. The record is from RefSeq and is a predicted model, not a curated record. Gene Ontology annotation, cellular component: mitochondrion. Gene Ontology annotation, biological process: tetrahydrobiopterin biosynthetic process. Lineage: Eukaryota; Metazoa; Chordata; Actinopteri; Salmoniformes; Salmonidae. Bases 351 to 878 code for a protein of 175 amino acids. The transcript has 7 exons.
UGUCAUAAUACUCACAAAACCUAGCGUCAAACAGAGUAGUUCCAAUGGGUUUUCCACCAUUAAUUGUUCCCAUAGGGAAUUUUUUAGAAACACUUAAUAAGGGCUGUGUUUCGGGUAGACUUACCCUGACUUGACGUUUUGAUAACCAUGUAAAUCUCUUUCGGAUAUGGUGACUUUGAUCAAUGUAGUCGGCUGUAUUUACACUCGGAUUCGAAAACGCUAAUUGGCAUCAUGCAAGACUACAAAUCCCUGCAAGCUCCUGCACGUCAUCUCUAGCUGACACCUUUGCUAACAGGUAUUGUGCACAGGAGGUUGGUGGCCGCAUAAUUGGGGAAGAUGGCCUCGUGGUAAUGGCUGGAAUUUUUUUGCGGGUAAAUACAGGCGAAUAUAUUGAUAAUCUCCUUGGCCUAGAGAUUUACACGGUUAUCAAAAUGUCACGCCAGGCCGAUUCAAGAAACGAAGUAGCAGAGCGCAUUGGAUAUAUCACACGAGUCCAGAGUUUCAGCGCGUGCCAUCGAUUGCACAGCCCAACGUUGAGUGAUGAGGUAAACAAGAGGAUAUUUGGGAAGUGCAACAAUCCCAAUGGCCAUGGACACAACUAUAAAGAGGUGACGGUACGGGGAAAGAUCGAUCGUCACACAGGCAUGGUGAUGAACAUUACAGAUCUGAAGCAACACAUCGAGGAAGUCAUCAUGAUUCCGUUGGACCAUAAAAACCUGGAUAAGGACGUCCCCUACUUUGCUAACGUUGUCAGCACAACAGAAAACGUGGCUGUAUAUAUCUGGGACAACAUGGUCAAGCAGCUACCAGCCAAUCUUCUCUACGAGGUCAAGAUUCACGAGACUGACAAGAACAUUGUUGUAUAUCGAGGAGAAUAGCCAGCCACCUUCAGUACCUUGUAAUUAGUACGAUCUUUACUAAUAUAUAUUAUGUAGUAUGCACAUCUCACGUUUGAGUUCAUAGAUGGACUUAUGCGAUGUGUUAUGAUAGUAUUAAAGUGCAGAGUUGAGGUUAUACUAUUGAAUAGUAUUUUGCAUCAUUUGCUGGUGCAAUCCACUCUACAACUUUGUUACCAUAAUAAAUGGAAUAAGCUCAAAUUUAAA